Molecule: messenger RNA, 2193 nt
Organism: Henningerozyma blattae CBS 6284
Lineage: Eukaryota; Fungi; Ascomycota; Saccharomycetes; Saccharomycetales; Saccharomycetaceae
Gene: CAF4
Product: Caf4p
Exons: 1
Coding region: 1-2193 (730 amino acids)
Molecular function (GO): protein binding
Source: RefSeq, a predicted model, not a curated record
AUGAGCAAUUCACCCACCCAUUUACUUCGAAAAGUUUCAACAGUUUCUAGUGUAUUAUUGGAUAAUGUAGAGCCUCUAUCUGCUGGUACUAGUAGUGCAGAUUUGUUUAAUUCAUGUAAAAGUUGUAUAAGUAAUAAUUCAAAUAAAAUCAUUGACGUUAAAAAUAAUGAUAAUGCAAAUAUUCAAAUUAAUUCAAAAAAUAGCAGUAGAGUAACCAUAAAAGAUUUUAACUUUGCUAGACCGCCGGAUGUUAUCGAAUAUAAUUCUGAUCUUGGUGAAAGAAAAAAAGAUAUGCCUAAUAUUUUAGGAUCCGAAAUAGUACGAGAUUUAAUAUCAAGGCAGAGUGAUAUUGGUAUUCAAAAAUUUAACCUUUGCAUUGAUUUAAUUAAACAUAAAUCAAAUAAGAAAUCAAAUUUUAAAACUCUAAGUUAUAUUAGUGAUCGCUUACUAAAUGAUUUAAAUUUUAAAGAUAAGUAUCAAAAAAGGUUAUCAGAUGGGAAAUCCAUUAUAUUUAAUGAUAAAAUACUUUUACAAAAUAAUUGGCAAAAUUCAAUAAACUGUUCAACUACGACAGAUACUUCAUUGUAUCAAAAUUUUGAAUUAUUAAUUCAUUAUUCAAAUAAACUUAAUAAACAAUCCUUUACGUAUGAUAAUUCAUUAUUACCAUUGCUAUUAAAAAAAGAAUAUAUAAAUUCUUCAUUUUCAGUUAAUACCUUAAAACAGAGUAAACGCCAAGUAUUUUUAAAAACUCAAUUAAUUGAAUUGGAAAAUCAAAUUUUAAUGGACAAAUUAAAUGAAUUAGAUAAUUUAUUACAAUAUUUAAAUUCUAAAAAGCACAAAAUUGUUAAAAAGAUUAAUUAUCUGGAUAAUGAAAAACAAUUAACCAAUAAUUUAACCAAAAAUAUUAAUGAAAGAAUAGAUUUCUUACAAGAAUAUAACCUCUAUAAAGAAAAUUCUGAAAAUAAACUUGAUAUCGAAUUAAUUGCAAACGAGAAAGAUAAAAUAACUAUAAGUAAUGAUGAUUCAAGUAUAAUCACAUCUACUACUUCGAUAAAUAUGAGAGAUAAUGAUGAAUAUCUACAAAGAAAUAAGGAUGAUUAUAUAAUCCGAAAUAUUCAUUGUGAUAAUAAAAAUUUUAAUAUUCAUUAUGAUAAUUUAUUAAAUUAUAAUGUUCCUAGUAUAAGAAAAUACUAUGCAUCAGGAUCAAAACUUGGUACGUUAGAAAAUUAUAAUGAUUCGAAUAGUAUAUCAUGUCUUGAUUUUGAUAUACCAUUUGGUAAAUUAUAUUCUACUAACAAAUUAGAUAAUUCAAUUAAAGUAUGGGAUUUAAAUAGGUUCAAACAAAUUGGUAUUAAACAUAAAGCACAUUUAACAACGAUUAAUUGCAUUCAAUUAUAUUCCACAAAAGAUUUAUUAAUUACUGGUGGUAAGGAUGCCUUAGUUAAAUUAUGGGAUAUUCAAUCGGAAAAAUUUUGUGAGGAUGAAGAAGAAAAUUCUAUUGAACCAUUGAAUGAAGAUUCUAUUUCUUUAAAAUCAUUGUUUGACUUACAUUCUGAUGAGAUUACAUCGCUAUUUAUGCAUGAGAAUAAUUUAGUAACUGGGUCACAAGAUAAAACUAUUAUACAUUGGGAUUUAAAUUCAGGUAAAAAUAUUCAAUCAUUAUUAAUUGGGUUUCCAAUGGAAAAUCAAACUGUAAAUUAUAUUGACCAUAAUAGAAAGAAUAAUUUUCGAGUUGAAAAUAAACCAAUAAUUGGAGCUUUACAAUGUUUUGAUUCAGCUUUAGCUACUGGAACAAAAGAUGGUAUUAUACGAUUGUGGGAUUUAAGAUCUGGUGAAAUUGCUAGGAAAUUAAUAGGUCAUCAAGAUGCAAUUACUAGUUUAAAAUUUGAUACUAAUAAUAUUAUUAGUGGAUCAUUAGAUGGUAGUACAAGGAUUUGGGAUCUAAGACAAGAUCAAUUGAUUGAUUUGUUUAAAUAUGAUUUGCCAAUAAAAUCAUUAGAUUUCGAUGAUAAGAAUAUCGUUAUUAAUACAUUUGGUAAUUCUAGAAUAAAUGUUUAUAAUAAAUUAACACAUGAACAUUCGGAUCAUUGCAAUAUAUUAGAAGAUAAUCACUCUGUGGAAUAUUUACGCUAUAAGGAUGGUUAUUUAAUCGAAGGUAGAAAUGAUGGUAAAAUUAAUUCUUGGGUAAUAUAG